AUGCCUUUUAUGACUCAAAUAAAUCAACCUGAAACUCAGUUUCUAAUCGCUUGCAACAGUUGGAGGGAAGAUUCAAAGGCGCGAAAGAAAGAGGAAGAUAAAACGAUUGAAAAACAGGGAGUUUCAGCUUCAGAAUGA
Messenger RNA from Racocetra fulgida, 138 nucleotides. The record is from the annotation of a GenBank genome assembly. NCBI's taxonomy places the organism in Eukaryota, Fungi, Glomeromycota, Glomeromycetes, Diversisporales, Gigasporaceae.